Ricinus communis (castor bean) is the source of this 1039-nucleotide messenger RNA. Its product is annotated as 30S ribosomal protein S10, chloroplastic. Lineage: Eukaryota; Viridiplantae; Streptophyta; Magnoliopsida; Malpighiales; Euphorbiaceae. The transcript is spliced from 4 exons. Gene Ontology annotation, cellular component: ribosome; mitochondrion; small ribosomal subunit. The record is from RefSeq and is a predicted model, not a curated record. Gene Ontology annotation, biological process: translation. Gene Ontology annotation, molecular function: structural constituent of ribosome; RNA binding. The coding region runs from base 92 to 718 and encodes 208 amino acids.
AAAGGAAAUAACUGGAUAAUUCAACAAGAAAAGCUAAGAGAGGUUCUUCACAGCGAAAGAAGCUGCACAAGAACAAGAAGUGGAAAAAAAAAUGGCAAUAUCUUCUUCAAUCACUACUACACUAAUCCCUUCUCUCGCUACUUCCCCUUCUUUUGCAUCAAAACCAACAACAACAAAGCUCUUUUCUUGUUCUUCUUUGUCUUUACAAGCCAAUUCUUUUAGUAGUACCCUAAAACUCUCAACUUCAACAAGCAGGCUUUGUGCCGCUCCUGAGACUUUGGAUUCUCAAGCAACUCUGGACCCACCUCUAGAAACUACUGAUGAACCUGACUCUGAUAGUUUUCAGAUUGGAGAUUCUGAGACUUCCAGUUCUCCAUCAAUCAGCAUUGCUGCAGAUGCAGACAAGCUGGCACCAAAGCAAAAAAUCAGAAUUAAGCUUAGAUCUUACUGGGUGCCCCUGAUUGAGGACUCCUGCAAGCAGAUAAUGGAUGCUGCUAGAAAUACCAAUGCGAAGACCAUGGGUCCUGUGCCCUUACCAACAAAGAAGCGUAUCUACUGUGUUCUAAAAUCCCCUCAUGUGCACAAGGAUGCAAGAUUCCAUUUUGAGAUCAGAACCCACCAACGCCUAAUUGAUAUUCUCUACCCGACUGCCCAGACAAUAGAUUCAUUGAUGCAACUGGACCUUCCUGCUGGGGUUGAUGUGGAGGUCAAGCUCUGAAGAAGUAACACUAAGCUAGCUGUUGCAUUUUUCCAAGAAAGGCGUGCUAAGGGAACUAAUCCAUUCAAGAUUGGGGAAGUUGCUACUCAAACCAGAUUGGCAGACUUGUUAUACCUUUCUUACAAGGGUUUUUGUUUCUAUACUACUCUUGGUCGGAUGAAUUGUAAGAAAUGCUGUGUAAAAAAAAUUCAGUUACGCUGAUCAGAUUUUAGAAGUGAAAAAUAGGAAUAGAGAGCUUCUUUUUGAAUGUUCAUUAUGUUAUGAUUAGCAUCAGCUUUGAUGCAAGACUCUUGAGGAAUGAAAUUCUCAAAUUGCAGAUGA